AUGGCAUCACUUCGUUCCGGUCUUGCAUUAGUACCACGCGUAGUCGGUCGCCGACAAUUUAGUUUAACUCAACGAUUACGUUUAAAAGACAAUUGGGACCAAGAAUGUUUACCUGGUGCCAACGCCCCAUUUGACAUCAAUAACAAAUGGAGUCUAGCCAUAAAAAUGGUACUUUACGUAACAUCGGCUGUUGCUAUUCCAUUCGUGGCUAUGCGUUGGCAAUUACUUAAAAAACGUGCUGGUUAA
This is a messenger RNA of Rotaria socialis, 246 nucleotides long. NCBI's taxonomy places the organism in Eukaryota, Metazoa, Rotifera, Eurotatoria, Philodinida, Philodinidae. The record is from the annotation of a GenBank genome assembly.